CCGCCGCCAGGGGGCGCUGCUGCCGCUCCCUCAGCCAAGAUGGCGGCGGCCGCGCGGGGCCUGCGGGUCCUUCCCCGUGCCCUCCAUGUCCCCAGCGCCGCCCGGCAGCUCCACACCAGUCCCGUGUGCCUCAAGGCGCGGGCGGCACGGGUGCGCGCGGGCAAGGGUGACAAGCUGGUGACGUACGAGCAGGCGCACGCCCCGCACCACAUCGGGCACCGCAAGGGCUGGCUGUCCCUGCACACCGGUAACCUGUGCGGCGAGGCGGGCGCGGCCCCGCGGGCCCUGGAGGACGCGUUCCUGCGGCGCUUCCUGGCCGGGACGUUCCCGGGGCUGCUGCUGGACGAGGCGGUGCUGAAGCGCCGCGGGAACCUGCUGGUGCUCUGCGCCCUCCUGGCGCGGGCGCUGCCGCCCCACAAGCUCUACUUCCUGCAGGGCUACGCCGAGACCCUGCUCGGCCACUUCUACAAGUGCCCCGUGCGCCUGGAGCUGCAGACCCUGCCCGCCCGCCUGCCAUACAAGUUCAUCUAGGGUGAACCGGGAAACGGCCCUAAAAAUCCUGUAAAUGUUCCUGGAAAACCUGUAAAUGGUCCUGGAAAACCUGUAAAUGGUCCUGGAAAACCUGCAAAUGGUCCUAAAGGAGUGAUCUGGGGUGUACCUUACAAGUACCUCUAGGAAUAAACCUGUAAAUGUUCCUAAA
Melospiza melodia melodia is the source of this 700-nucleotide messenger RNA. RefSeq names its product small ribosomal subunit protein uS3m-like. Gene Ontology annotation, cellular component: mitochondrion. The record is from RefSeq and is a predicted model, not a curated record. The coding region runs from base 40 to 531 and encodes 163 amino acids. Gene Ontology annotation, biological process: translation. Lineage: Eukaryota; Metazoa; Chordata; Aves; Passeriformes; Passerellidae. The transcript has 4 exons.